This is a messenger RNA of Amphibalanus amphitrite, 2208 nucleotides long. Its product is annotated as MFS-type transporter SLC18B1-like. Gene Ontology annotation, biological process: transmembrane transport. Bases 47 to 1435 code for a protein of 462 amino acids. NCBI's taxonomy places the organism in Eukaryota, Metazoa, Arthropoda, Thecostraca, Balanomorpha, Balanidae. The transcript has 2 exons. The record is from RefSeq and is a predicted model, not a curated record. Gene Ontology annotation, molecular function: transmembrane transporter activity.
AGAUAGCCACACAGUGCCGCAUCGCGUGUCGCAGCGGACCGCCAAAAUGUGCCGCGAUUCCUCCGCCAAACUGCUGGAAGAAUCCAGAGACGACAUGGUGCUUCAUCAGGAGGAAGCUCCUCCGGGCAGCUUCACAGCGACACAGAAGAAGUUACUGGCCGGCCUGGCGCUGGCUAAUAUGCUGAACGGCUCUCUGGUCGCCAUCAUGAUACCGUUCUUCCCCGUGGAGGCGACCUCGCGGGGCGUGCCGCAGACAACCAUCAGUGCGCUCUUCAGCUGUUUCGCCAUCGGCCAGAUGGUGCUAAGCCCGGUGGUGGGCCGGUUAGCGCCCGUGCUCGGAGUGACACGCCUCUACAACAUCGGCCUGAGCGUGGCCGGUGUGACGACAGUGGUGUUCGGCUCGCUUAACUACAUCGAGAACACGGACCUGUUCGUGGCCGCCUGCUUCCUGACGCGGCUGGUGGAGUCGGCCGGCAUGGCGGCCGUCACCACCUGUGGCUACACGAUCGCCGGCAGCCAGUUCCUCGGGCGCGUCAACACUGCCGUGGCCUGGCUGGGCUGCUCUCUCACCGCCGGGCUGGCGCUCACGCCCAUCAUCUGGGGCGGCCUCUACGCCAUCGGCGGCUUCGGCGCACCCUUCUACACCCUCGGAGCCGUCAUGCUGGUGGUGGCCGCCUUCAACUCGUGGCUGAUGCCCUCCGUGGCGGAGGAAGCUGGACGCGCGCGGCCACCCUUCUUCCGCACGCUGCUUGUCUUCCUCGGCUCCACAGACAACCUGAUCUGCAUGGUCACCGUGUUCAUGUUCUCCACCGACUUCAGCACUGUGGACGCCAGCAUCGCGCCCUACGCCGACGCCGUGCUGGGCAUCACGCCGGCCAUGAUCGGGGUCUAUCUGUUCGUCACCACCAGCCUGUACGUCGUGGCCAACUACUUCUGGGGCUGGCUGGCCGAGCGGACGCGCAUACCGUUUGCGUUGAUUGCUCCCUGCCUGAUGUUCUGCAGUGUUGGUCUGCUCCUGCUGGCGCCGUCGCCGCUGCUCGGUCUGGAGCCCUCCAAGUGGCUGCUCGGGACCGGCAUGGCCAUCGAGCAGGUGUUCUUCGGCGGCGCGUUCACGCCCUGCUACAAGGUGAUGCUGGACGCGAGCAUCGCGCGCGGAUUGGAGGACAGUCUCACCACGCAGUCGUUUGUCUCGAGCGUGCUGCAGACCAUGUUCACGAUGGGCGUGGCCGUGGGACCCGUGUCGGGCGGCGCGCUUAUCGACGCCUACGGCUUCCCCGUGAUGACCACCGUGCUGGCCCUCAUCACCAUGGCCUUCGCAGUGCUCGUCGCCAUCAAAGCGUUCGUCCGGCACGGCUGCUGCCGGGACGCAGCCCAGGCCGCCAACAACAACUGUGCGCCGUGGAAACGGUCAAAGUAUGAAACAAUAGGCGCUUAGGAAAAUACACGAAGGGGGUAAUGCAAUAGAAUAGCGGGUUAAGGCCAAAUUAUGUGUUCACAUGCUCAUGAUGUUGUACAAAAUGUGACAGAAGCUAGACUCUUUGAAAAUGCUUCUGCCGCUUCGCGCGCCCUCAUCGUCAACAGUAUUAGCUGUACCUAUAUGCAAUCUUAUAAGGCAGAAGGUUGACUUUGAUAUGUAUCAUACUAGUGCGUAUGGGGUCACAAUUGGUCUGAUUCGGAAGUUUAUGAUAUUGUAGAACCAGAGAAGUCUAAUCACGUGAUGGUGGUGAAAAUGGAAAUGUGUUUGAUGUAUCGUUUUUACCGGCUGUACAUAUAGCACCGUGUGUCAGUGACCACACGCUAGCAUGACUAGGUAUUUCAUUUUGUAUCUUUGUGGUAAUACAACAGAUACAUGAAUGCGAAAUUUCGACCAAAAAAUAAAAAAGGUAUAGUUAUGAACUCAGGAGCUCAAGCAUUUCUUUCUUCCCUCCAUAAUGAUAAGACCACGACGAAAAUCCUCUCCCCUCGUCCACAUCAGCACACGGCCAUAUCAAGCAUGUUUUUUACGAGAAAAUGGUUCCUGGCGCUCGUUUAUUUGGCUUCUGGUUUGCUGCUAGGACUAAGUGUAAUUUGAAAAUCCGUCGAACAAUUUGAGACCGUUAUUAGUAUUUAAGUGCAACGUGUACCUAAUGAAUUGGAUGGAAUGGGUUUGAAUAGCUACCUUAUGCCUUUCGAAGACAAACGCUAAUAAAAGUUAAGAAUAAAAAUAUA